AUGCCACCACCGCCAGAUCUAUCCCGCCACGUCCUCCCAGACGCAGAGGCACGGGAGAUCUUCACCAGCAAGAUCCUCCCCGCCGACCUCCCCGCGACCCUCACCCCGCACCCCCGCCGGUCCCGGCCCCUGGCCGUGCUGAUAGUCGGCCAGACCGGCGCCGGCAAAACCCGCUUGGCGCCCGCCGUGCUCGACGCCAUGACCCGCAUCCACCCGCCCGCCCACCUCAUCGCCGACCUCUACAAGGCGCACCACCCUUCCUACGCCGCGCUCGUCGCGUCCAAGGACCCGUCGCAGGCCGCCCUCGCGAGCCCCGCCACGGGCACCGACGCCCGGCGGUGGCUGGCCAUGGCCGUCGCCGAGGCCGUGGGGCGCAGGCUCGACGUGCUUCUCGAGAGCGCGUGCCGGCACCCGGAUGAUUUCCGCGAGCUGGCGCGCGCGCUUGGGGCGGGGGGUUACCGCGUCGAGGUCGUCGUCAUGGCUGUGCCGGCGGCGCUGAGCAGGUUGGGCAUCCUGCACCGGUUUCACGAGAGGUUGCCCGAGGCCGGGCCGGCGGGGGGUCUGCCGAUCCGGCUUACGCCGGUCAAGAUCCACGACGAUUCGUAUGGGGGGUUGAUGAGCGUGGCCGAGUGGAUCGACGAGGUGGAUUUCGUGGACCAGGUGCUGGUCGUGCGGAGGGGGAACCUGGUUGCGUUUGCUGACGAGAAGACGACGACGACGACGACGACGGCAGGCGGGAAGUUGCGGGGCAAGGUUGCCGAGGCGGUGGAGAGGGAGCGGAGGCGGCCAUUGACCGGGGAGGAGAGGGCCGUCGUGGUGAGGGAUCUGGAGAAGCUGACGGCGCGGGAUGCGCGGUCGGGGGAGCUGGUUAUGGGGUUGCUUGAGCCGCUGUUGGUGGAUGAGGAGGAUAAGGCGUAUCCGGAGCUGCGGCCGUUGGUAUUUCCUCCUGGGGGGCCGAGGGAGGCGAUGCUCACUUUGGGGAAGAAGAGUGAUGGUCAGGCGGGCGAAAAGAAGAAGGGCGGUUCGGAUAAGAUGUCUGGUCAAAUAAACAACUCGCCCCCCCUCCCCUCGACCUGA
Messenger RNA from Colletotrichum scovillei, 1077 nucleotides. RefSeq names its product zeta toxin. The coding region runs from base 1 to 1077 and encodes 358 amino acids. The transcript is spliced from 3 exons. NCBI's taxonomy places the organism in Eukaryota, Fungi, Ascomycota, Sordariomycetes, Glomerellales, Glomerellaceae. The record is from RefSeq and is a predicted model, not a curated record. Gene Ontology annotation, molecular function: ATP binding; kinase activity.